CGGACGCUUCAACCGACAAUGGUCGCCGACGCACACCACCAAAGGCCAAAUGCAGCGUCCUCCAACUCGAGCACGAAAACUCGGGAGUAGACUACGUCCUCAGCGCAAAAGCCAUCAACCCCUCCCCCAUCGACGGCUCGGGCGUCUACGUAGGCAGCCUCCUCCAAUCCAUAACGAAACGUCUCGCCCUCGGCGUCGAAACAUACUACCAACGCGCGCCAGACGGCGGUGACCUCGCAGCCACCUACUCUUUCAAAUACACCGGUGGACCUACCACCCCCGAAAUCAUAAAAGAGGGCUCGAUGGCGGGUCCUCCAGGUUCGAUGGUCGCUCCGUCUGAUCAGUGGAUCGCGACGUGCCAGUUUCAAGCGAUUGGCUUGCUCCAGGCGUCGUAUUGGCAUAAAUUGAGUCCGCAGGUGGAGGUGGCUGCUGAUUUGCAGGUUAUUGCGGCUCCUAUGAAGCGGGAUGCGGUCGCGACUGUAGGGGCCAAAUGGGAUUUGAGGAUGGCGAGCUUUAGGGCGCAGUUUGAUUCGACGGGGAAGGUUAGCGCGAUGCUGGAACAACGAUUUGCUCCCAACUUUUCGUUUCUCAUGACGGGAGAGAUUGACCACUUUAAGGCAGGCCUUCCGAACCUGACCCCGUCGGCACUGCAUCCCCUGUCCGCUCGACCUCCCGGCAGCCAUCCAAUACCGAACUUCAUUCUCCCUCGACCUCUCUCAGGCAUCAAAACCAUACCUCCUACCAAUGCUCCAUUUGCCAGAGAGAGUACCCUCGAGUCGCCGGAGCAAAGGGGUGCGAGAACCGGCACCUUCAAAUCAAGCCGUACGUUUGUACUGGAAAAUGUGGUGAUAAGAACUGGUGCGUCAUUCUUGACCCGGGAAACGCAUUUCAAAGCAGAACCGUGCGGAUCAUAUCAAGAAGCAUUGCAGAGCCGCGCGUCCCUGAAGAUAUCACUAAAGAAGAGAACCUGUAGACUGGAAGGCCACUGCCUGUGCGGAGCGAUGGAAGAAUUAAGCACCCAGACAUUUGUAUUUGAUAAGCCGAAUAUCCCAAAGUACGAACGUGAAGAGCCUACUGAAAUAUCCACAUACGAGAAUAAUGAGGGACAUAUGUCACCCAUACCGGGGCUGGACGACUUGUUUUGGGAGCAUAUGUACAGUGUUGAGCGAUAUGCACUAUCCCAAGAAGAGUACGAAGCGGAAUUCUCGGCUUGGUUAAGGUCCUACCUUUUUUCAGACAGUAUUACGACCGAAAUUGCGACCGAAGUGCCCAUAUCUUACGUCACUCAUGCCGAGGCAGAGGAUCCGCCCCAUUUACCAGAUAGUCACUUGUUCAAUCCGGCAUCUCCGCCUAUUAUGACAAAUAUCGAGCACAAUACCAAAUCUCAUCUCUGUAAAAUCUGUUCUAAGGCAUUCCAUCGAGUGACUGGCGCCAAAGGGUGCGAGAAUAGGCAUCGCCGGGUCAAGCCAUAUGCAUGUACGAAGAAAUGUGGGGAUAAAAACUGGUACGGCAGAGUGUCACUUUUAACUAGAACUGACACGGAUGACACAGCACGAGGACAUUUGCAGCGGCCAAGGAAUGGCGCAGACACGAUUGUCCGCUGGAAACAAAGACGUUCCGUUCGGGAAGCUUAUUUUAAAGCAGAACCGCGCUGGCCAUCUUAA
Messenger RNA from Acaulospora colombiana, 1664 nucleotides. Lineage: Eukaryota; Fungi; Glomeromycota; Glomeromycetes; Diversisporales; Acaulosporaceae. The record is from the annotation of a GenBank genome assembly.